AUGGAUAAUAAAAAGCCACAUGCAGUGCUGAUUCCAUGUCCAUUUCAAGGCCAUAUCAAUCCAGUAUUCAAACUAGCAAAAAUUCUUCACCUUCAAGGCUUUCACAUAACAUUCGUCAACACCGAAUACAAUCACAAACGCUUGCUCAAAUCGAGGGGUCCAAAAGCCUUCGAUAGUUUCACCAGUUUCAGCUUUGAGACCAUACCAGAUGGUUUAACUCCAAUGGAUGGUGAUGGAUUACCCUCUCUUUUUCAAUCAAUUAGAAAGAACUUCCUCCAACCGUUUCGCGAACUUCUUUCUAGACUUCAUGACUCAGCAAGUUCUGGUCUUGUCCCUCCAGUUACCUGCAUAGUUUCUGAUAUUAACAUGUCGUUUACUAUACAAGCUGCUGAAGAAUUUGCACUACCAAAUGUUCUCUUUUUUCCAGCAAGUGCAUGUUCUUUCUUGUGUAUUUCGCACUUUCGUUCCUUUGUAGAGAAAGGUCUCACACCACUCAAAGAUGAAAGUUAUCUAACAAAUGGAUACUUGGAAACCAAAGUAGACUGGAUUCCAGGAUUGAAAAACUUUCAGUUGAAGGACGUGGUCGAUUUUAUCAGGACAACAAAUCCAAAUGAUUUCAUGUUAGAAUUCUUAAUUGAUAUGGUAGAUAGAGUUCAUAGAGAUUCUACUAUCAUUUUAAAUACUUUUGAUGAACUUGAGAGUGAUGUAAUAAAUGCUUUAUUCUCUAUGUUUCCUUCUCUUUACCCGAUUGGCCCUUUACCUUUAUUGUUAAGCCAAACUCCACAUAAUCAUCAAUUAGCAUCUCUAGAUUCCAGUCUUUGGAAAGAAGAUACCAAGUGUCUUGAAUGGCUUGAAUCCAAGGAACCGGGGUCUGUUGUUUAUGUGAAUUUCGGAAGCAUCACAGUUAUGACUCUAGAGCAACUGUUGGAGUUUGCUUGGGGUUUGGCCAAUAGCAAGAAGUCGUUUUUGUGGAUCAUUAGGCCUGAUCUUGUCAUUGGUGGCUCGGUGGUUAUGUCAUCCGAGUUUAUCAAUGAAAUUUCAGAUAGGGGCUUAAUUUCAAGUUGGUGUCCACAAGAGAAAGUGUUGAAUCACCCUUCAAUUGGUGGAUUCUUGACUCAUUGCGGAUGGAACUCGACCAUCGAAAGUAUAUGUGCUGGAGUGCCAAUGUUGUGUUGGCCAUUUUUCGCUGAUCAGCCAACAAAUUGUAGAUUUAUUUGCAACGAAUGGGAGAUUGGAGCUGAAAUCGAUACGAAUGUGAAGAGAGAUGAGGUGGAGAAGCUUGUGAAUGAAUUGAUGGUGGGAGAGAAAGGAAAGAAGAUGAAGCAAAAGGCAAUGGAAUUGAAGAAGAAGGCAGAGGACAGCACUAGUGCAGGAGGUUGUUCAUAUAUCAACUUAGAAAAAGUUAUUAAUGAAGUAUUGCUUAAAAAGAAUUAG
Molecule: messenger RNA, 1434 nt
Organism: Vicia faba (fava bean)
Lineage: Eukaryota; Viridiplantae; Streptophyta; Magnoliopsida; Fabales; Fabaceae
Source: the annotation of a GenBank genome assembly